ACCAUGCACAUGAGGCCGAGGGUUGUUUACAUCUGGCGUUGUUUUGCUCGCUGCAGCAUCCGUGACGACAGGUGAAGUUCGCGACGGGUCCCGCUCGCUGCCAGCCAUGACUGUCUGUGACAAGAUGAUAACGAAACAGUGUCGUGCGGUGUGAGCGUGGCGCGAUAUUGUUUAAAUAAAUAAAUCUUUCCAAAUCCUAGUGCCAAACUUGUGCGAAAAUUGGGUCAUUUCGCUGCGGCGCGGAGUUGGCAAUGUGGCCGACCACCGCGUAACUUUCGCCAAACAAGCACUCGCAGUAAAACGGUCAUAAAUGCAUUUUUGGAUCAACAAGAGUCAAGGUUGUGGCUUCAACGGUAGAUACGUGCCGCCUUCGAUAUCAGCUGGCACGCGACGCAACCAAGUCCCUAAGCCAAUGGUCACUCCGGUGCAUCGCUUCCAGUCGAUCGAGAGUGUCGCAUCCGGCGGCCUGCACGCUCACCUGCACGGCCACCACGGACAAAACCACAGCCACCAGAGUCAUCAUCACGCGCACCACCAGCACCCACCGUCGGGUCACCAUCAAUCUCAUCGUCAUCCGCGCGCGCCAUCCUAUCACACACGAUUUCCGGUACCACAGCAAAACGCUAGCAGCCAUCAGCGUUCUUCGCGGCGUGUCUCCAUUGAUUAUGUGUCCAACGGUCAUCGCGGUACCCUCACCCCUAUCAAUUCCUCCGGUGGGCAUGGCAGCGAUGGCACCAACGGCCACGUGGUCAACUCCACCACCGCCAAAUUGAAGUGUGGUGUUUGGGCGAUCAUCAGCCUCGUGCCGUUUAUGGUCGUCGCUAGCAAAUACUAUCUCCAUGGGGUAAAUACAGCAUCUGGUAACGCGUCUUUCUUCAACAUGAGUUCAUUGCAGGAAAGUGUCGGUGCGGAGCUGCUCGUGUUCUUGAUCAUGCUCCUGCUAAUCCUACUCGCGGUCGGCUUUGUUUCGUUAUUCGAGGCGUUCAGCCAGAAGCGCACCAGCCGGUCACCGUCGGUGGUGCAGAUCUCCAGCGAGCAGAACGACACGUUCGAGGAGUCGCACGCAUCGAGCGCGACCAAUCCGCCCCCGACGCACGCCGUCGUCAACAUGAGCGCCGCCAAUGUGGCCGCGCUUGAGCUGCCGCCGCCGCCGUACCACAUCGCCGUCACGCUGCCGCCCGCGCACCCGCAUAACGAGCGCCUCACCAUUAUCCAAGACUCGCCGCCGCCAACCUACGAAAAGGCCGUCACAUAAACCGCAAUCGAUGCACACUCACACUUUGACCUUCCCCCAACACCCUCCCGACACCCAAACUUCCGCCAUACCAAAUUUGAUAGAAAUAAUUCGCACAAAUAAAUUCAAAACCAGAUAUAAAUCUAUAUAUAUAUGACAAAAUGUGUUCAUCGUAAAUGUUGCAUUGUAGACGUGUGUUGAGAAUGCCAAAAAAAUAAGAAAAGAAAUGCUGCGCAGAUGAGCGACUGAAUUUUCUUGAGAUUUUCGUUUGGACGAUUCCCCGACGCGUUGGUCGAUGAUUGAAUCCGGGCUGUGCGUUUAUAUUAUAUAAUAAUAAGAGAAAAGAUGAAAACAAAACAAAAAAAACACAAGAACAAAGAACCUUACGUUUGAUAUGUAAAUUAUUUCUCGUUCGUCUAUAUAAUUCGAAUGUUACGCAUGUAUUCUGAUCUUUAUUAAUCGUACGAAUGUGACAAAAACCAAAUGUAAGGUGUUUUAAGGAACGAAUCAAAU
This is a messenger RNA of Dalotia coriaria, 1747 nucleotides long. RefSeq names its product lateral signaling target protein 2 homolog. Bases 311 to 1255 code for a protein of 314 amino acids. The transcript has 3 exons. The record is from RefSeq and is a predicted model, not a curated record. NCBI's taxonomy places the organism in Eukaryota, Metazoa, Arthropoda, Insecta, Coleoptera, Staphylinidae.